Messenger RNA from Phyllostomus hastatus (greater spear-nosed bat), 3189 nucleotides. Its product is annotated as histone-lysine N-methyltransferase PRDM9-like. Gene Ontology annotation, cellular component: nucleus. The transcript is spliced from 15 exons. Gene Ontology annotation, biological process: regulation of DNA-templated transcription; positive regulation of reciprocal meiotic recombination. Lineage: Eukaryota; Metazoa; Chordata; Mammalia; Chiroptera; Phyllostomidae. Bases 919 to 3189 code for a protein of 756 amino acids. Gene Ontology annotation, molecular function: zinc ion binding; histone H3K4 methyltransferase activity; histone H3K36 methyltransferase activity. The record is from RefSeq and is a predicted model, not a curated record.
CCCGAGGGGCCCGAACCCCUUCAGCACCGAGGGGCGCGUCCGCUAACCCGGAGGACCCCACGUCUCCUGACCCCCAACGCUCAGACCCCCAAACAGCCUGGAACCCCAGUUCCCCUCAGCUCGGGGCGCCCUUCCUGCAGCCCGCCCGCCCGGGAAGACCAAACCUCCCCAAACGCAGAGACCCCGAAUGCCGUCGUCCUGGAAACUGACUCAGUGGAGGGGACCCGGAAGCCCCUCGUGAGACGCCCCAACCCCCCUCAGCCGCGGCGGCCUGACCCUCUCCCCCGGGACGCGGAGUGUCCUCCGCCCGGAAGACGCAGAUCGAGUCCUGAGGGACCCCGAGCCUCUCAGCCCGAGAGACGGCGGAGUGCCGGACACUGCGCCUGCCCCUCGCGCGGGCUUCUCCGGACCCCGGGGACGCCUCCCGGCCCUUCCCCGGGAGAAGCGCGUUUCCUGCGCCGCCCAGACCCGCCUGGCCGACGGGGUCCCUCAGACGCCCGGGCUGCGGCCUCCGGAGCCCGCCCUGAGGAGGCUCGCGGGGGGAGGGGCGGGAACAAGGGCGCCCCCGCGGGCGGCCCCUCCAGCCCCUCCGUCCCCCUCUCCGGGCGCCCUGCCCUCGGGGAGAGAGGCCGGCACUGGAUUGUGAAGAGGAACUCGGACGCGCUCACCAGCCCAGGUCUCUGGGCCCCGCGACCGGCUUUCCUGUGUCACCGCUGCAGGCGGGCCACCGAAGCCUAACCCCUAACCCUAACCCUUGAGGACCGUGAGGACUCGGAUGAAGAACGGGCCCCGAGGCAGCAAGUGAAACCUUCUUGGGUGGCCUUCAGAAGGGAACACAGUAAACACCAGAAGGCAACAUCCAGGGUGCCAUUAAGCAAGGAAUAUAGUUUGAAGGAAUUGUCAGGAACAGAAAAUUGGAUGACUGCAAGUGACUCAGAGCAUGCCCAGAAACCAGUGUCCCCUCCUGGAGAAGCAUGUGCCUUUGAAAAUCACACUAGACAAAAAUUGGAACUCAGGAGAAAGGAGAUGGACAUGAAGUUGUACAGCCUACGAGAAAGAAAGGGCCAUGUGUACCAAGAGGUCAAUGAUCCCCAGGAUGAUGACUACCUUUAUUGUGACAAGUGUCAGAACUUCUUCAUCGACAGCUGUGCUGUACAUGGGCCCCCUACAUUUGUAAAGGACACUGCAGUGGACAAGGGGCAUCCCCACCGCUCAGCCCUCACCCUGCCCCCUGGGUUGAGAAUCGGGCCAUCGGGCAUCCCUGAGGCUGGGCUUGGAGUGUGGAAUGAGGCAGCGGACUUGCCAGUGGGUCUGCUCUUUGGCCCUUAUGAAGGGCACAUCACAGAAGAUGAAGAGGCAGCCAAGAGCAGAUACUCCUGGCUGAUCGCCAAAGGGAGAAACUGCUACGAGUAUGUGGAUGGAAAGGACAGAUCCUGGGCCAACUGGAUGAGGUAUGUGAACUGUGCCCGGGAUGAUGAAGAGCAGAACCUGGUGGCCUUUCAAUACCACGGGCAGAUUUUCUACCGAACCUGCCGGGUCAUCAGGCCGGGCUGUGAGCUGCUGGUCUGGUUUGGGGACGAGUAUGGCCAGGAGCUGGGCAGCAAGUGGGGCAGCAAGUGGAAGAGAGAGCUCGCGUCCGAGAGAGCAGAACCAAAGCCAGAGAUUCACCCAUGUCCCUCCUGCUCUCUGGCCUUCUCCAGUCAGAAAUUCCUCAGCCAACAUGUUAAAUUCAGUCAUCCCUCCCAGAUUCUCCCAGGAACAUCUGCAAGAAAACACCUCCAAGCAGAGGAACCCUGCCCAGAGGAUCAGAAUCAGCAGCAGCAACAUACUCGUACACAUAGCUGGAAUGAUAAAGCUGAAGGUCAGGAAGUCAAAGAAAGGUCCAAACCUUUCCUUAAAAGGAUCAGUCAGAAGAGACUCUCAAGACGCUCUUACCAAACUUCCAAAGAACAAAUGAAGAGCUCUAGUGAGCAUGAGAGGAUGAUGGAGGAAGAGCCCUGCAGAGGCCAGACAGAGAGUCCAGAGGACACAGGCAAGGUAUUUGUGAAAGCAGGAAUGUCAAAAAUUGUAACAAUGGAGCACGGAGGGUGUUGGCAAGGCUUCAGUGAUGGGUCGCAUCUCAUCACACACCACAGGACACAUUCAGGGGAGAAGCCCUAUGUUUGCAGGGAGUGCGAGAGAGGCUUUACCUGGAAGUCAUGUCUCAUCAGACACCAGAGCACACACUCAGGGGAGAAGCCCUAUGUUUGCAGGGAGUGUGGGAGAGGCUUUACACAGAAGUCACAUCUCAUCAGACACCAGAGGACACACUCUGGGGAGAACCCCUAUGUUUGCAAGGAGUGCAGGCAAGGCUUUACAGGGAAGUCAGAUCUCAUCAGACACCAGAGGACACACUCUGGGGACAAGCCCUAUGUUUGCAGGGAGUGCGGGCGAGACUUUACACGGAAGUCACUUCUCAUCAGACACCAGAGGACACACUCUGGGGAGAAGCCCUAUGUUUGCAGGGAGUGUGGGCGAGGCUUUAUACAGAAGUCAGAUCUCAUCACACACCAGAGGACACACUCUGGGGAGAAGCCCUAUUUCCUACAACCUCCGGAGCCUCAGAGGCAGCUGGGGUUACUGUCCUGUCCCCAUGACAUCUGGUAUGCCUCCAAGGCCAUGCUAGCUGCACCUGCUGGCUUCCCAACUCCUCCACAUGACACUGCGAUUGACCUGAGUUGGCUUUUUGGCCAGAUGACACCUUCGAAUAAGGGCCCCCAAGAUGCCUCAGACACUGUGGUUGGUAAUGGAAGGUCAGGACGCAGCAAACCGAAGCCCUUCCUGCAGGUUCUGUACCUGUGUCACCUUCAGAUCAAAUCAAACAAGGACGAGGAAGUCCGGGUUUCCUACAGCAUCGUUGGCCCAGGCACCACCAGGAUGCAAGUGACAGCAAUGGACACAGCUGAUGACGAGAACACCUACAGCGCAGCCACGGCUCACAUCACAGUGCCUCAGCACCGCAAGCUCACCAUCAAUCAGCACCCGAGAAUCAUCAAUGUGCUCACUUCAGGGCUGGACCGACAGGGUGGGAGCCAGGAGGGGCCACUGGGUGGUGUGGUCCAUAACAGACUCUUAAUUAGAACAUUCACCAACCAGUCAGAAGGGGCACCUGCUGCAGACUGGGCCCUGCAGGCUGACUUUGAGCCCUGA